Rangifer tarandus platyrhynchus (Svalbard reindeer) is the source of this 1449-nucleotide messenger RNA. The record is from the annotation of a GenBank genome assembly. Lineage: Eukaryota; Metazoa; Chordata; Mammalia; Artiodactyla; Cervidae.
AUGGUGCAGCAAACCAACAACGCCGAGAACACGGAAGCGCUGCUCGCCGGCGAGAGCUCGGACUCGGGCGCCGGCCUCGAGCUGGGCAUCGCCUCCUCCCCCACGCCCGGCUCCACCGCCUCCACGGGCGGCAAGGCCGACGACCCGAGCUGGUGCAAGACGCCGAGUGGGCACAUCAAGCGGCCCAUGAACGCCUUCAUGGUGUGGUCGCAGAUCGAGCGGCGCAAGAUCAUGGAGCAGUCGCCCGACAUGCACAACGCCGAGAUCUCCAAGCGGCUGGGCAAACGCUGGAAGCUGCUCAAAGACAGCGACAAGAUCCCUUUCAUUCGGGAGGCGGAGCGGCUGCGCCUCAAGCACAUGGCUGACUACCCCGACUACAAGUACCGGCCCAGGAAGAAGGUGAAGUCCGGCAACGCCAACUCCGGCUCCGCGGCCGCCGCCGCCUCCAAGCCCGGGGAGAAGGGCGACAAGGUCGGUGGCAGCGGCCACGGGGGCGGCGGCGGCGGGGGCGGCCACGCGGGGGGAGGAGGCGGCGGCGGCGCGAGCGGCGGCGGCGCCAACUCCAAACCCGCUCAGAAAAAGAGCUGCGGCUCCAAAGUGGCGGGCGGCGGGGUCGGCAAGCCCCACGCCAAGCUCAUCCUGGCAGGCGGCGGCGGGAAGGCGGCGGCGGCGGCCGCCUCCUCCUCUUCCUCUUCGUCGUCGUCGUCCUCGUUCGCCGCCGAGCAGGCGGGGGCCGCCGCCCUGUUGCCCCUGGGCGCCGCCGCCGCCGCGGCCGCCGACCACCACUCGCUGUACAAGGCGCGGACUCCCGGCGCCUCGGCCUCGGCCUCCGCGGCGGCCUCGGCUUCGGCCGGCCUGGCGGCGCCGGGCAAACACCUGGCGGAGAAGAAGGUGAAGCGCGUCUACCUGUUCGGCGGCCUGGGCGCGUCGUCCUCGCCCGUCGGCGGCGUGGGCGCGGGCGCCGACCCCAGCGACCCCCUGGGCCUGUACGAGGAAGGGGGCGCCGGUUGCUCGCCCGACGGGCCGAGCCUGAGCGGCCGCAGCAGCGCCGCCUCGUCGCCGGCCGCCGGCCGCUCGCCCGCCGACCACCGUAGCUACGCCAGCCUGCGCGCCGCCUCGCCCGCCCCGUCCAGCGCGCCCUCGCACGCGUCCUCGUCGGCCUCCUCGUCGUCGUCGUCGUCCUCGUCCUCCUCGUCCUCGGGUUCGUCGUCCUCUGACGACGAGUUCGAGGACGACCUGCUCGACCUGAACCCCAGCUCAAACUUUGAGAGCAUGUCCCUGGGCAGCUUCAGCUCGUCGUCGGCGCUGGACCGGGAUCUGGAUUUUAACUUCGAACCCGGCUCCGGCUCACACUUCGAGUUCCCGGACUACUGCACGCCCGAGGUGAGCGAGAUGAUCUCGGGAGACUGGCUGGAGUCCAGCAUCUCCAACCUGGUCUUCACCUACUGA